Molecule: messenger RNA, 3663 nt
Organism: Colius striatus (speckled mousebird)
Lineage: Eukaryota; Metazoa; Chordata; Aves; Coliiformes; Coliidae
Gene: FHL5
Product: four and a half LIM domains 5
Exons: 7
Coding region: 120-1058 (312 amino acids)
Biological process (GO): positive regulation of transcription by RNA polymerase II
Cellular component (GO): nucleus; Z disc
Molecular function (GO): transcription coactivator activity
Source: RefSeq, a predicted model, not a curated record
UGCAUGUCAUGAGGUCUAAGGGAAACAAUCUGACUCUCAGCCUUCCUACAUCCAGCCAAAUUCUGAUGGGACCCUCAAAUAACUCUGGCAAAGUGUUCUGUUUCUUUUGGAUUUGAUGAAUGCUUGUUUCUGUGAAGAAGUGUCAUCAUUUCUUCCUUUCUUUUGGUGCACAAGUUACCAAGAGCAGCAGCUUAAAUCCAAAUAACCCAGCUAGAGAAGGCUCACAUCAUUCAUACUGUCGUUACUGCCUGCAGUCCCUUCGUGGAAGGAAAUACGCACUAAGAGAAGAAAAUGCGUACUGUGUCGCUUGUUAUGACAGCCUCUUUGCCAACCCCUGUGAAGAGUGCAAACAACCCAUCGAGUGUGAUUCCAAGGACCUGGCCUACAAAGGCCGCCACUGGCACGAGCGGUGCUUCAAGUGUGCCAAAUGCAGUCGCUCGCUGGUGGAGAAGCCAUUUGCUGCCAAGGACGAGGUCUUGCUGUGUAAUGAAUGCUACUCUGAUGAGUAUUCUUCUAAGUGUUUCCACUGCCAGAAGACCAUUAUGCCUGGUUCCCGUAAAAUGGAAUUCAAGGGAAGUUCCUGGCAUGAAUCCUGCUUCGUUUGCCAGUACUGCCGGCAACCGUUGGGAACAAGCCCCUUGAUCACCAAAGACAAUGAGAAUUACUGUGUGCCCUGUUUCGAGAAGCAGUUUGCUCACCAUUGCUACUCCUGCAAAAAGGUAAUAACUUCUGGGGGAGUGACCUACCACGACCAGCCUUGGCAUAAGGAAUGCUUUGUGUGUGUGGGGUGUAAAACCCAGCUGUCUGGACAAAGGUUUAUUUCCAAAGACGAGUACCCAUACUGUGUAGACUGCUUCAGCCAACUGUAUGCUAAGAAGUGUGCUGCUUGCAAGAAACCUAUUACAGCUCUCGGGACUGCCAAAUAUAUCUCAUUUGAAGAGCGUCAGUGGCACAGGGAAUGCUUCAACUGUGUGAAAUGUGCCGUGUCGCUGGUGGGCCAGGGAUUCCUCACUCAGCAGGGUGAUGUCUUCUGUCACCAAUGUGGUUCUGCUCCAUAGCUCUGGAAAGCUGUGCAGCUGCACUAUUCUCGCUCUGUAACAAUAUACUUCAUUACUCUGCACUAAGAAAAGCGUAUGAAAGGUAUGACAGUUAUUUAGUCAUUCAAGUAACUCUCCAACAGCAGUUUAAUUCUAUGAUAGUUCUCAACUGCUUACAAAAAAGCCUUGAACAGCCCCAUGCUGGUUAAGAAUAUAAUGCAGGAAAGAUUCAUAUCUAUUUGAAAGCUGACUAAAGUAUGUUUCUCCUUGUAACACACUGCACUCUGCUGUUAGAAGCUUAAAAACUUACAUUUCACCUUCCAUGAACCAAGCAGGAUUGUGAAAAGCCUACAUGGCAUAUGAGUAAGGAUGAGGCAUUAGCACUCGCUUCACAGAUUCAGUCCUUGGUGUGGAAAGCUGGGCACCUGCACUUUCCCAUUGUAUCACAACACUGAUGAGAACAACUUGUAAAUAUCAACUUCCUUAACACUUUGGGGGGAAAAGGCUGCUGACAAAGCAAGCAGAUAGUGGAAGGAGGGUGUAGUUUUUACACCAAGUGAGAGACUCAUUCCAGGUUCACAUAAAGGGAAAAAAGGUCAUUUUCACAGAACAAUAGAACCACAGAAUGGUAGGGGUUGGAAGGGACUUUUAGAGAUCAUCCAGUCCAACCCCCCUGCAGAAGCAGGGUCACCUAGAUCAGGUCACACAGGAACAUGUCCAGGUAGGUUUGAAAACCCCCAAGGAAGGAGCCUCAACACGCUCCAUUUGGAUAGUUGUAAACAUUAAUAAGAUCCCCAGUUUUCUCUCCCUGCUGAGACUGCUCUUCAGGAGUAUAGUCUUAAGUCAUCAAAAAAAAAGCCUGAGUGACAGGUCCUUUUCCAAAAUUGGUUAAUUUUUACUUAUUUCUUGUUUUAGAACAUACAUAAACCUAUAUUUAGAGCUACUGUAAGAGGUGAGGAUUGCCCAAGAUUGCCUAGUGCUGGUGUACACUUCCCUAUAGCCAGUACACCUUUAUUGUCCAUCUCCAUUGUCUUCACCAGACCUUCAAAUACAUGCAUAGAGCAUGUUUCUUUACUAGUACACACAAAAGACAACUCAUACGUGUCCCUUUAACCUUGUACUUUUCCUCCCCUCAAAACCCACUUGCCUGCAAUCAAAGCACAGCCAACAGCCUCACCAUUUCCAGCCUGCCAGGUCUUUCAUUCACAGCCCAUCCCCUCUCUUGUAAAUGCCUGUUUGUCUAUAGUAGACUCUAAGCUCUUCAAGAACCAACACCCCAUUCAUUUAGCCAUGUGCCACACAUAUUUGCCAAUAUUAUGUCAAAAAUUGGUAAUAUUGUAACACACUGCAGCAAGCUCCCUGGUGGCACCAAACUGGGAGCACUGGCUGAUUCCCCAGAGGCUGUGCUGCCAUUCAGCGGGAUCUCGACCGGCUGCAGAGUUGGGCACAGAGGAACCUCCUGAGGUUCAACAAGGACAAGUGCAGAGUCCUGCAGCUGGGAAGGAGCAACCCCCUGCACCAGGACAGGCUGGGGAUUGAACUGCUGAAGAGCAGCUCUGCAGAGAGAGACCUGGGAGUCCUGAUUGAUAAUAAACUGACCAUGAGCCAGCAAUGUGCCUUCGUGGCCAAGAAGGCCAAUGGCAGCCUGGGAUGCAUCAAGAACUGUGUCCAGUUCUGGGCUCCUCAGCUCAAGAGGGACAGGGAAGUGCUGGAGAGAGGCCAGUGCAGGGCCACCAAGAUGAUCAGGGGACUGGAGCAUCUUCCUUAUGAGGAAAGGCUGAGGGAACUGGGGCUGUUUAGUCUGGAGGAGACUGAGGGGGGAUCUUAUUAAUAGUUACAGAUAUCUAAAUGAUGGGUGUCAGGAGGUUGAGGCAGCACUUUUUUCUGUUGUGUUCAAUGACAGGACAAGGGGUGAUGGACAAAAGCUGGAACACAAGAAGUUCUAUUAAACAUGAGGAAAAACUCUGUCAGUGUUGAGGUGAGGGAGCCCUGGCCCAGGCUGCCCAGGGAGGGUGUGGAGGUUUUCAAACCCACCUAGACGUGUUCCUCUGUGACCUGAUCUAGGUGGACCUGCUUUAGCAGAGGGGUUGGACUGGGUGAUCUCUAAAGGUCUCUUCGAACCCUACCAUCCUGUGGUUCUGUGGUCUGUGUGAAAGCCAGGCAGUCCCCACUUUUAGUACAAGGUAUUCUUUUCUAGGUAACUGGCUUUGAAAAGGUUGUAUCUGCUUGCUGAGCUUCAUCACUCAAGUGUGUAUUACUAAAGGUUGUCCAGAGCCAACUUACAUGUAUUUCUCUUCUUCCUUCUUUCAUACUGUAGGUUACAAUGGCCCAAUUCAUCUGUACAAGGCCAUUGGGAACAGUACAGUGAUACUCAGAAUAGCAGAUUCUGCAUUGCUCAGGAGUGUUAGUCCUCAUAUUGCACACCUCUAAGUCAUAUGUUCUCCUUUAGACCCUGACCGUAAAUGCAUAGAGGUAUUUUGCUGACUUGAAGGGUCUGUAUUCAUACUGAAGACACGACAUUACUUUAGGUAGAAAAGAAAGAAUAUAUGUGCAUAGUUAAGCCAGAGCUAAGGUGGCAUAGAAUCAGGUUAAUAAUGACUGACCAAUAAGUACAUUGUGGUCUGUU